Rubroshorea leprosula is the source of this 1309-nucleotide messenger RNA. The record is from the annotation of a GenBank genome assembly. Lineage: Eukaryota; Viridiplantae; Streptophyta; Magnoliopsida; Malvales; Dipterocarpaceae.
ACAUUAGUUGCUAAGGAUUAAAUGACUUCUGUGUGAUGAUAUAUUUCAAUGUUGUGUAAUGUAUUUAAGAUCUGAAAUGGCCGUGCCAAAACAACCCAUGACUCAUUCUAGGAAUAAUGAAAACCUUGUUAGCUGUUCCCUCCCUACCUCUCUUCAUCCUCACCAUUUUUGUCUUGUCCAUCCCUACAACAACCGUGGCAACACCUAAACCGGUAGCCAUUAAACUCAUCCACCGUGACUCCAUCCAUUCCCCGUAUCAUAGUCCCAAGGCAAACGCCAUAGAUCGCAUGGAACGAGCCGUGGAAGUAUCGAUCUCACAGUUGCAAAGAAUUACAACCAUGGAUGAUGCUAUUCAGGCCAACAUUCUCCCUAGUAUUAACAGCUUCAUGUUCCUUGCAAACUUGUCCAUUGGACAACCACCUAUCCCUCAAUUCACCAUCAUGGACACGGGAAGUAGCCUUUUAUGGGUUCAAUGCCUCCCUUGCCCCCCUUCGACUGGAAUCCUUGCCAUGGAACAAGUCACAUUUGAGACAUCAGACGAAGGCAUAAUCACCGUGCCCAAUGUGGUAUUUGGAUGCGGUCACAACAAUGGAAAUUUCAAAGAUGGCCGCACAAGCGGUGUGUUGGGACUUGGCUACAAACCAGUAUCAUUGGUUAGUCAUUUGGGUUCGAGGUUCUCUUAUUGCAUCAGCAAUCUGUUUGACACUACCUAUAGUCACAACAAGUUGGUUCUAGGUAGUGGAGCUAAGUUGGAAGGAUAUUCAACACCUUUAGAAGUGAUUAAUGGACAUUACUACAUCGAUCUUCAAGGCAUUAGCAUAGGAGAAAAGAGGCUCGACAUUGAUCCAAGCAUAUUCAAAACGAAAUCAAAGAACAGAAGUGGAGUAAUUAUUGAUUCGGGCUCCCCAGCAACAUGGCUAGUCAAGGAAGCCUACGAGACACUUCAAUCCGAAGUUCAGAACCUGUUAGAUGUGAGGCUGACGAAGCUUUUAUUUGAGCCAUGGCCGUUGUGUUACCAGGGAAUAUUGAGUCAAGACCUUAUUGGAUUUCCGGCCGUGACAUUCCACUUUGCCGAAGGAGCCGAUUUGGUAUUAGACAUUGAGAGCUUGUUUUUCCAGAGGCGGCAGUAUGAGGUCUGCAUGUCUGUGUUUCCUAGCCAUGCCAUCCGCACGGAUUUGUCUUUAGUUGGAAUAAUGGCUCAACAGAAUUACAACAUAGCCUAUGAUAUUCCUGGUAAGAAGUUGUAUUUUCAGAGAAUUGAAUGUGAACUCCUCGACGAUUAAAUAUUAUUACGUAAUAUUGACAUGUU